Molecule: messenger RNA, 1461 nt
Organism: Epithele typhae
Lineage: Eukaryota; Fungi; Basidiomycota; Agaricomycetes; Polyporales; Epitheliaceae
Exons: 5
Coding region: 1-1461 (486 amino acids)
Source: RefSeq, a predicted model, not a curated record
AUGGUGAAGAUUCUGAUCAAAGUUGUGGACAAAGUCGAGGAAGUGAGGUCGAACAAGAAAGGGCUUCAAGACCUGGCGAAAGACCUGGAUGUCCUCGCUGGCAUACUUCACAGCGCGUAUGAGCAUAUUCGGGAGCGUGUCAACGCCGACUGUCUCGUUGCAAUCACGCAGGCGAUGGAUCAGCUUAUUGAGGGGAUGAGGCAGCAAAGAUGCGACGACGCAUUCGAGAACUACCGCGCGCCGAUGCUGGAUAUCGUGCGUCAACCAACAACGCCAAAAGCAAGUUCCUUCCAGGCACUCGGCAAGAGCUGUUCAAGCAACUCUCCCAGUGGGAAAGUCUACCAUCGCCGCGAGUUCGCCAAAUGCCAAGAUGAUGACCAUGGACUCGCGGCAUCAUUCUUCUUCGCUCGCGACGUCGCGGACUGCUCCAACACCCGCCUUUUCUUCCCCACCGUCGCUUACCAGGUCGCACGCUCUCAGGCCGACAUUGAAACCUUCAUCGUCGACGCCAUCCAUACGCAUCUCGCACACGGCCGCAGUCAACAGAUGCAAUACGAAGCGGAGGCCCUCUUGACCACGCCGUUGUUACUCGUCGACCCCUCGCAUCGCCCCAUCGUCUUCGUCGUCGACGCCCUCGACGAAUGCAUCGAACCCGUGGACCGCGAUCUCCCUGGCUCCUUGGUCAAGCACCUCGUCGACUGUGCGCAGAAAGCACGCUUCCCGGUGAAGAUUUUGUUCACGGGCCGUCCCUUGGAUGCCGUCGAUAAGGCCAUACAUGCCAGUAUAGACUCCCCGCAGGACAAGAUCUACUCCCUCGAUAUCAAUAACUCCGUGCUUGAGGACGUCAAGCUGCUCCUCAGAGACCGGCUGGCGAACAACGUUCCAGGCUACGAUACGCUGAGGAACCGCGGCGACCUCGUCGAUCGUCUGGCGGAGCGCUCGGAAGGGCUGAUGAUCUACGCAGACACGGCCGUCAAGUUUCUUGCUGAAUACCCCGAGGACGUGGACGAACGCGCAGAGUAUCUCCUCUCCGACCCCGAGCGAUGUGUAGUCCUUGGGCCUCUCAACGACCUCUACCUGAAGGUGCUCGAGAUCGUGUUCCCAAGGGACAACCUGGAGAAUGAGAAGCCGCUGCGGGAUCGCGUGCAGACGAUGCUCGGGACCAUCGCGCUCCUGAGAGACCGCUUCUCGCCGAACGACCUCUAUAAGCUGCUGUCUACGCCCACGGAGACUUCCGUGUCCGUCCUCCGCCACCUUCGCUCUGUCGUUUUCUUCGACCGCAGCGACCUCGACGCGGUGUUCCGCCCCAUCCACAUCACCUUCUCCCAGUUCCUCGUCGACGUCCACCCAAAGUACAACAAGGGCCCGUACCUCGUGAGCGCGGUGCGCGAGCACGGACGCAUCGCCAUGGGGUGCCUCAACACCCUCGUGUCUUCCCUGCGCCAGAACCCACUCGUGUAG